Meloidogyne enterolobii is the source of this 851-nucleotide messenger RNA. Lineage: Eukaryota; Metazoa; Nematoda; Chromadorea; Rhabditida; Meloidogynidae. The record is from the annotation of a GenBank genome assembly.
UUUGUCUACUUUUCCUUUCUUUUUUCUAAUGUUUUUUCUCUAUCAAUUGGGUAUACUUUCUUUGUUACUUCCAAAUUUGGUUGUGUCUUCGUAUAAUCCAGCUAAAAGCUUGGAAUUUAUUUUCCUAUUCUUUCACUAAAUUUUAAACAUCGAUUUUUUACUUCUAGGAAGUUUUAAACUUUUGUUUAAACAAAAAAAAAUUUUUAACAAGAAAAAUGGAUAACAAUCAAAACCCAAACCCCCCAAAUCUCCAAAUAUUACCCCCUCCCCCUCCUCCAAUUCCAUCAUUAACUUCCCUCAUUUCUUCAUUUCCCUCAACUCCACGUUCACCAUCAACUAAUAAUUCUAAUAUUCAAACACCAACCUCUAGCACAAAUUAUUAUUUUACUUCAUUAGUUUCUCCAAUACAUCAACGUUUUAUUGGUUUUGAAAGAAAAGUAAAAAACUGGCGUUUAUUUCGACAUAUUUCAACAACUAAAAGCAGUCAACGGUCAACUUCUUGUGAUCCAACAGAAAAACAAUUAAAGCCUAAAGAGGGAAUAAAUAAAAAUUGUCAGAAAAAUAAAAAUUCUGGAAGUCUUACUUGCCCAAUUUCGAGAAAACAUUUAUACAUGAAUCUUUCUGGUCCUUCACGUCCACGUCCAACAUUGGAUGCUGUCUCGACUUCUAGUGAUAAGAGUAUUAGCCCAGAAGAGGUUCAAAGUCGAUUCAAAAUAAUUGAGGAAAAUUCGGGAACUUUAAAUUUUGGUAAUAAAAUAUUUACUGGAGUUAAAUAUGAAGAUUUGGAACGCCAAGAUCAGGUUUUUUUUAAUUUUAAUAAAAUCCACACGGCGGGCCAUAGGGGACUCUAA